Lactuca virosa is the source of this 646-nucleotide messenger RNA. NCBI's taxonomy places the organism in Eukaryota, Viridiplantae, Streptophyta, Magnoliopsida, Asterales, Asteraceae. The record is from the annotation of a GenBank genome assembly.
UAUCGGUUUCGGUUCCGGCGAAAUGAGACGGACAAGAAAAACACACAGCACGCCUCCAUUCUUCUCUCAUCGGCUCGAUUCCCGAUUGCUCACCGCCGGAUACCGUCGCACCCGACAGAUUCGAUUCAGAAUGUUUUCGGUUUCAAGAAUGUCUACAAGCGGAAAAGGAGCAGCCUUGGAACUACGUCCUCUUGUGUUGGCGUUUGGUGUGAAGCAAAAAAUCAGGUGGACAUCUGUCAUAGGCUCAUAGCGUUUGAUGAUGAGAAAAUGAUGGUAGGCAAUGCUGCAAAGUACUAGAUGGCUUGGAACCCUAGUAACAUUGUCCUUGGUUAUGAAAGACAACCACCCAAGCAAGAGAUGAAAAUGAAUAAGAAGACAAAGGAUUUUGAAAGCUAAGUUGAGCAAGAAGUCAAAGGAUAGAGCAUGAUUGUGCAGUGGAAAAUGGAAAUCCUCUAACUUUGUAUUAGUAUAAUGUUAGAGUUUUAGGGCAAGAUGGGUGGUUAUUGUGAAAGCCUUUUUUGGUCAACUUGAUCCCUUAUUUAUAUAGUUUGUAUUAUACAAACACCAAACUAGAUUAGCUUUUUUGUAAAUUGGAUUGGGUAGCAACUCUAAUGUGUUUAAACACCAAAAAAAUUCAAACAUGUGG